Symbiodinium necroappetens is the source of this 1836-nucleotide messenger RNA. The record is from the annotation of a GenBank genome assembly. NCBI's taxonomy places the organism in Eukaryota, Dinophyceae, Suessiales, Symbiodiniaceae.
AUGGAGGUCGUCGCUGAAGAUGUUACUCUUUGGAAGGCAGCUUCGGCUUCUCCGUUGAGUACGCUUCGACGGGAAGGUCUUACUCCGCCUUCAACUCCGCCCCACUCUUGGUGGCAAACUUCAAGGCCACCAUCUGCUGCGAGCGUCGAGUGGUUCGAUGGUGAGGCUGCCCGGCCGCCGUCUCGGAAUGUCGUGCGGUACCCUGCGCAACGCGUUUAUGGCAGUGAAGGUGGACUUUGUGGUAGCUUGCUGGGAGGACCCAGGGAUCCUUGCGCGAGCACAGUCGUCGGUGCUACGAAGGAGAGAAACCUAUGGGCAGAGCCGAAGCGGGCCGCAAAGGCAAUGCUGGGCACGAAGCGCUUUGUGCCCAUCCGACUUGAUGGAACCAUGGACCCAGCGUCGCGCGAUGGCUACCGCCUGGUGCCGAACACCGAUGCACCGGUGGAACGCCCAACGAACGGCCCGGGCAAUCCAGGCGAGCGGGCGGCCCGAUCGCAGCAACCGACAGGCCAAUCGAGCAGCCGCCCACGGUUGGACUUUGCUCUUGAGGAUCCGGGGAAGCAAUGGAUUGCGGAGAAAGCUUUGAGAGUGAUGCGACACGACUCUGCAGGUUUUGCCACAGUGGAUGCCACCUCUGUCUAUGGUGCGGCACUGGCUCUUCCGCAGCUGGCAAGAAGUGCCGGAUGGACUAUCUCGUACACUGGCCUGGCCUUGCGCGGUCUGCUCUUCAUGAUCAUGAACAACCUCCUGCAAGGCUUUCUCCUGUACAUGAUCAGCAAGGAAGAGAGAAUUAUCAACAAAUUCGGAAGUCAAAUGUUCCUUUGCGAUUUUGCCGCGCAUCACCAGAACUGCCCUCAUGGAUCGAACUGCGUGGGACCAGGAGGAACGGAAAUCACUCCGUCGCGGCUCUACGACUUCGACCUCUGGUCAACAAGGACCUUCGUCAGGGACUCCUUCAAGCUGCUUUUUCCAGAGAAGGAGCAUGAGAUCAUGGAGAAAAUUGAUCCAGGAGAAUAUGGGGUGGAGUCCUACUACUUGCGGACGGUGUGUUGCUUUCUUUUCGUCCUGGGUCUGUGGCAUGACCUCGCCGGCUCCUGGGAUAUGCUGGACCUGCUCUGGUGCGUCCCUGCAGACUCCGAGAGGUGGAUCGUGCCCACAGCAGGGCAGAAGCCGCAGGAAGAAGAAAUCGGAGUCAGCCAAGCUUACACCGAUGCUGCUCUUCAUGAGAUGAUUGAGUUGGACUUUGUCCAGUUUCGUGUAGCCGGCAUGCCGCUGCAUUGGAAGCUCUUCAAUUUGUUCUGCUUGCUGUGUCCCAAGAUUUAUCUCUGGCUGCUAACCGUCGACAUCGGGAUCGUGUUCUUGAUGGAGACGUCCGAAAUUGAAGAUAUGAUCAUCAAUUGCGUUGCUCUUGGAUUUAUUUUGCAAAUCGAUGAGCUAAUGAUGGGCAUCAUGCCCCCCGAGUGUACAAAGAUGCUGGAGGUUCUGAAAGGCUAUGCCAAAGAGAACCGGCCGCAGACCCACUUACCAGAGGAGGAAGAGUGCCGCCGGCACCAGCUUGCCAGGAACUGGCAUUGCUGGACGCCGGCUCUCUGGGCCGCCUUGAUCCCUCGGCGGCUGCUUGGGAUGCUGGCCGUGACCUCCUUCUUCGUCUUCAAGUACUACGUAGAGCACUGUGUUCACCUCGAUGAUGGGAGUUGGGUCUCCAAGCCCCUCAGACUGCCGAAAGAAAGCAGUCUCUCCAUUCUCAGCUUCGUUUUCGGGCCUUUGCCCAUGCUCUUCCCGAUUGACGCGGAAGACCAGCCGAUCUGGGAGAUGCCAGACCUACAAAAUGGAUGA